AUGGGAAAAAGAAAAACGGGCUGGAGUAAAUGUUCAGCUAAAUAUUUUAAACUCUGGUUAAGAAGAGGUCGAGGUAAAUGCCUAAUGGAAGAGAAUGUCCGAAUACCACAAAAACCAAAACAAAAAUGGUCAUUCAACGUUAAUACUUAUGGUAGUGGUCUGCUUCCAGCCAUGUACCGUAGCAGAGAUCGAUACUGCGAAGAAAAGUUUGGAAAGGGCUUUGGAUACAUAUCUUUAUAUCCAGAAAAGAUCUGUGAAAUUCAAUCAUGUGCAAUGCUGGAGCCCGGACCACAGUUUGGCGCCAUCCGUGUUGAUGAAGAAGGAAUCGACGGUCUCUAUUGUGGAUUAGGCAAGAUCGGAUCCCUCAAAAUCAUUGUCAUUGUCAUUCUCACCCAUGUCGACGAAAUCAUUCGCAUCAUCAUGGUCCGAGCCGCCAUUGGACGUAAAACCUUUGAAGACAGGAAUCGAGAUUUCAUCGGACUGUAG
Molecule: messenger RNA, 486 nt
Organism: Acanthosepion pharaonis
Lineage: Eukaryota; Metazoa; Mollusca; Cephalopoda; Sepiida; Sepiidae
Source: the annotation of a GenBank genome assembly